Molecule: messenger RNA, 866 nt
Organism: Calypte anna (Anna's hummingbird)
Lineage: Eukaryota; Metazoa; Chordata; Aves; Apodiformes; Trochilidae
Gene: PIRT
Product: phosphoinositide interacting regulator of transient receptor potential channels
Exons: 3
Coding region: 370-768 (132 amino acids)
Biological process (GO): phosphatidylinositol-mediated signaling; positive regulation of cation channel activity
Molecular function (GO): phosphatidylinositol bisphosphate binding; transmembrane transporter binding
Source: RefSeq, a predicted model, not a curated record
AGCCUCGCCGGGGCUGAGGCCGGGACACAAAGAGUUAAAUGAAACACGGAGAGGCUGGUGAGCUCAUCAGAGCUGGGAGACCUUCUAUUGUUUAUUAGACUCUUAACAGAGCCCAGUAGGCAACAUCCAGAGGGAUGCGGAGAUGGGGAUGAGCCUGGCUUAGGAGAAGAGGAGCUGCUGGAGCCCAUCCCACCACUGGUGGGGUGUCCAGCUGUCCCCUUGCCACGUGGGAGCAGAACAAAGGUUCUGCCUCAGCAUCCCCCUAGAGCACCAACCAUUAUUGUCAGUGUUUGGUUGGUGUCGUAGGAGCCCGUGGCUGGAGCCAGGACUUAGAGGAGUGAUGAGGUCUCCUCCUGACAUCCCAUCACCAUGGAAAUUCCUCCCAAGAGCCCUGAUGGGAGUGAGAAAUCUCCUCAGUCCAAGGAGCUGCUGAGCAGUAACACAGCCAGCACCCCCUGCAUCAGCUCCCGGAGUGAAUCCGUCUGGACCAGCACAUCCAGGAGCAAGUGGGACAUCUACCACAAGCCUGUCAUUGUCAUGUCUGUGGGAGCAGCUGUCUUUGUCUUUGGGACGGUCAUCACCAGUCUGUCUUGCUUCAUAGAAAAGAACAAAUACGUUUACAAAAUGUGUGGCCCAGCUUUCCUCUCCAUGGGGCUGAUGCUCCUCGUUUGUGGCCUUGUCUGGGUCCCCAUCAUCCGAAAAAAGCAGAAGCAGAGACAGAAGUCACAGUUCCUGCAGAGCCUCAAGUCCUUCUUCUUUAACCGCUGAGGGCAGCCCAGGGCCUCCCCAGGAAGGCUCCUUCUCUUCUUCUCUUCUCUUCUCUUCUCUUCUCUUCUCUUCUCUUCUCUUCUCUUCUCUUCUCUUCU